CCCCUCUUCUAUCUCCUCCUCCUCCCUCACGUCCCAACUCGGGAGCGCCGCCGAUCGGUCGCCAGGAUUUUACCCCCUCGUCUCGGCCAAAAUGGAGGAGGAGGUCUCUCGCUGCUUAAUGAAGGGAGCCCAGAUUGCCUGACCGGAUCUGGUUCAAUGAAAGGCGUCGGGAUCCGCAUUCACAGCGAUCGCCACGAGCAGGGAGCCCAUUGAGGAUUUCUAUCAAGCUAUCUUUCUUUCUUUUUUUUUCUUCCGCGCACGCAACCCGCAGCCAUGAGCGCAGGAGAGGGGCUGGAUGAGGCUGCGAAGGACGCGGCAGACAUAGCGGCGUUUUUCAAAUCCGAUUGCUCUCUUCCAAAAUGUGAAUCCAAGCUGGAUGGCCCAGGUCCAACCUCAGGGUUUCAUCGUAAUGAGGAUAUGAAGGCCAUUGAUGUGCUUCCCAUCCUCAAGGAGAAGGUCGCCUUUCUCUCAGGCGGCAGAGACAGACGUGGAGGUCCUGUUCUCACCUUUCCAGCACGGAGCAACCAUGACAGAAUACGACCCGAGGACCUGCGCAGGCUCAUAGCCUACCUGGCUACUAUUCCCAGCGAGGAGGUGGCCCGACAUGGCUUCACAGUUAUCGUGGACAUGCGUGGUUCUAAGUGGGACAGCAUCAAGCCCUUGCUGAAGAUCCUGCAGGAGUCUUUCCCUUCUUGCAUCCACGUCGCCCUCAUCAUCAAGCCAGACAACUUUUGGCAGAAGCAGAGGACCAACUUUGGCAGCUCCAAGUUUGAAUUUGAGACGGUGAUGGUCUCCUUAGAGGGUUUAUCCAAGAUUGUGGACCCAUCCCAGCUGACAGCUGACUUCGAGGGCAGCUUAGACUACAACCAUGACGACUGGAUCGAGGUGCGGCUGUCAUUUGAGACUUUUGCCAGUGAUGCCACGCGUGCUCUGGCGCGCCUGGAAGAGCUCCAGGACACCCUGUCACAGCGCGAUCUCCCCCGGGACCUGGAGGGAGCGCGGAGGCUCAUGGAAGAACACUCCGCGCUGAAAAAAAGGGCCACUAAGGCGUCUGUAGAGGAGCUGGACACGCAGGGACGACGGCUGCUCCAAAGGCUACAGUUGCAAACUGCGGGAGGUGGUAGUGGCAGUGAAAGCGGGUAUGGUAACCGGGCUGUUGGAGCCAGCGGAGACCCCAACGACCAUCACCAUGGUUUCCAUGCAGACGCACACAACCUGGUGGCUAAAGUGACGGGUUUGUUAGAUAAGUUGCACGGGACACGGCAGAAUCUGCAGCAGCUGUGGCACAUGAGGAAGCUGAAGCUGGACCAGUGUUUCCAACUGAGACUGUUUGAACAGGACGCUGAGAAGAUGUUCGACUGGAUAAUGCACAACAAGGGGCUUUUCCUCACCAGUUACACAGAGAUUGGAGGAAACCACCAGCACGCCGUCGAGCUGCAGACCCAGCACAACCAUUUCGCUAUGAACUGCAUGAAUGUGUAUGUGAACAUCAAUCGGAUCAUGUCAGUGGGGAACCGGCUCCUGGAGUCAGGCCACUACGCCUCGCAGCAGAUCCAGCAGAUCUCAGGCCAGCUGGAGCAGGAGUGGAAAGCCUUCGCCGCAGCGCUGGAUGAACGCAGCACCCUGCUAGAGAUGUCCGCCAGCUUCCACCAGAAAGCAGACCAGUACAUGAGUAAAGUGGAGCCAUGGUGUAAAGCGUGUGGUGAAGGAGAGCUGCCGUCUGAGCUCCAGGAUCUGGAAGACACAAUCCACCAUCACCAAGGAUUAUACGAGCACAUUACGACUGCAUACUCUGAGGUAAGCCAGGACGGCAAGUCUCUACUCGACAAACUGCAACGACCCCUGACCCCUGGAAGUGCUGACUCAUUAAUGACGUCAGCUAACUACUCCAAGGCCGUCCACCAUGUCCUGGACAUCAUCCACGAAGUGCUGCAUCACCAGAGGCAGCUGGAAAACAUCUGGCAGCAUCGCAAAGUUCGCUUGCACCAGCGCCUCCAGCUGUGUGUCUUUCAGCAGGAUGUGCAGCAAGUGCUGGACUGGAUAGAAAACCAUGGCGAGGCCUUCCUCAGUAAACACACAGGUGUCGGGAAGUCUCUGCACAGAGCCAGAGCUCUGCAGAAGAGACACGAGGACUUUGAAGAGGUCGCACAGAAUACCUACACCAAUGCUGACAAGUUGCUGGAGGCAGCAGAGCAGCUCGCUCAGACUGGAGAGUGUGACCCAGAGGAAAUUUACCAGGCUGCCCAUCAGCUAGAAGAUCGCAUCCAGGACUUUGUGCGACGCGUCGAGCAGCGAAAAGUCCUGCUGGACAUGUCUGUUGCCUUCCACACACACGUCAAAGAGCUGUGGACGUGGCUGGAGGAGCUUCAGAAGGAGCUGCUGGAUGAUGUGUACGCAGAGGCGGUGGAGGCGGUGCAGGAGCUGAUCAAGCGUUUUGGCCAGCAGCAGCAGACCACUCUACAGGCUACUGUCAAUGUCAUAAAGGAGGGAGAGGAUCUCAUACAACAGCUCAGAGACUCGGCCAUCUCGAGCAACAAGACUCCCCACAACAGCUCCAUGGCGCACAUCGAGAGCGUGCUGCAGCAGCUGGACGAGGCGCAGGGCCAGAUGGAGGAGCUGUUCCAGGAAAGGAAGAUCAAACUGGAGCUCUUCCUCCAGCUCCGCAUCUUCGAAAGGGACGCGAUCGACAUCAUCUCAGACCUGGAGUCAUGGAACGAGGAGCUGUCGCAGCAGAUGAGUGACUUUGACACGGAGGACCUGACGCUGGCCGAGCAGAGGCUGCAGCAUCAUGCAGACAAGGCGCUCACCAUGAACAACCUCACCUUCGACGUCAUCCACCAGGGACAAGAGCUGCUGCAGUACGUCACGGAGGUCCAGGCAUCUGGUGUGGAGCUGUUAUGUGACAGAGAUGUGGACAUGGCCACGCGAGUCCAGGACCUGCUAGAGUUCCUCCACGAAAAGCAGCAGGAGCUGGACCUGGCAGCGGAGCAGCACCGAAGGCACCUGGAGCAGUGCGUCCAGCUGCGGCAUCUGCAGGCUGAAGUCAAACAGGUGCUGGGUUGGAUCCGUAAUGGAGAGUCCAUGCUGAACGCCGGCCUGAUCACUGCCAGCUCGUUGCAAGAAGCCGAACAGCUGCAAAAGGAACACGAACAAUUCCAACAUGCAAUAGAGAAAACCCAUCAGAGUGCACUGCAGGUACAGCAGAAGGCAGAGGCCUUGCUCCAGGCCAACCACUACGAUAUGGACAUGAUCAGAGACUGUGCAGAAAAGGUGGCAGAUCAUUGGCAGCAGCUGAUGCUGAAGAUGGAGGACAGACUCAAGCUGGUUAAUGCUUCUGUGGCUUUCUACAAGACCUCAGAGCAGGUGUGCAGUGUGCUGGAGAGCCUUGAGCAGGAGUACAAGAGAGAAGAAGACUGGUGCGGUGGUGCUGACAAACUGGGCCCAAACAGCGACUCUGACCACGUCACUCCCAUGAUCAGCAAACAUCUGGAGCAGAAGGAGGCCUUCCUCAAGGCCUGUACAUUAGCCAGACGUAACGCUGAUGUCUUCUUGAAGUACCUGCACAGAAACGGUGUCAACAUGCCCGGCAUGUUGUCCCACGUCAAAGCUCCAGAGACUCAGGUUAAGAAUAUCUUGAAUGAGUUGCUGCAGAGAGAGAACCGAGUGCUGCACUUCUGGACCAUGAGGAAGAGGAGACUGGACCAGUGUCAGCAAUAUGUGGUGUUUGAACGCAGCGCCAAACAGGCCCUGGAGUGGAUCCACGACACUGGGGAGUUUUAUCUGUCCACACACACGUCCACAGGCUCCGGGAUUCACCACACGCAGGAGCUGCUGAAGGAGCACGAAGACUUCCAGAUCACAGCAAAGCAAACCAAAGAGAGGGUGAAGCUGUUGAUCCAGCUUGCCGAUGGGUUUUGUGACAAGGGCCACUCCCAUGCCCUGGAGAUAAAGAAAUGGGUGUCCUCGGUGGACAAGCGCUACAGGGACUUCUCUCUCCGCAUGGACAAAUACCGAACCUGCCUGGAAACGGCACUCGGCAUUUCUUCCGACUCAAACAAGGCUAGUAAAGAGCUGCAGUUGGACAUCAUCCCAGCCAGUGCUCCGGGGUCAGAGGUCAAGUUGAGGGAUGCUGCCCACGAACUCAACGAGGAGAAGAGGAAAUCCGCGCGGAGGAAAGAGUUUAUAAUGGCUGAGCUGAUUCAGACAGAGAAAGCCUACGUCAGAGACCUGCGGGAAUGUAUGGAUACAUACCUGUGGGAGAUGACCAGCGGUGUGGAGGAGAUUCCUCCUGGUAUCGUCAACAAAGAACACAUCAUCUUUGGGAACAUGCAGGACCUCUAUGAGUUUCACCACAACAUCUUCCUUAAGGAGUUGGAAAAGUAUGAGCAGCUUCCAGAGGAUGUCGGCCAUUGUUUUGUGACCUGGGCUGAUAAGUUCCAGAUGUAUGUGAACUACUGUAAGAACAAGCCUGACUCCACUCAGCUCAUCCUGGAGCACGCUGGACCCUACUUUGAUGAAAUCCAGCAGAGGCAUCGUCUCGCUAACUCCAUCUCUUCUUACCUGAUCAAACCAGUCCAGAGAAUCACUAAGUACCAGCUUCUUCUCAAGGAGUUGCUGACAUGUUGUGAGGAGGGAAAAGGUGAGAUUAAGGAUGGUCUUGAAGUGAUGCUGAGCGUCCCCAAAAGAGCUAAUGAUGCCAUGCACCUCUCUAUGCUGGAUGGCUUUGACGGAAACAUUGACUCCCAGGGAGAGCUGAUCCUCCAGGACUCCUUCCAGGUGUGGGAUCCCAAGACUCUUAUUCGUAAAGGUCGCGACCGACACCUCUUCCUGUUCGAGAUGUCCUUGGUCUUCAGCAAAGAGGUCAAAGACUCCAACGGGCGCAGCAAAUACCUCUACAAGAGCAAGCUUUUUACGUCGGAGCUCGGAGUGACAGAACACGUGGAGGGAGAUCCUUGUAAGUUUGCCCUGUGGGUGGGCAGGACCCCGACCUCAGACAACAAGAUCGUCCUCAAGGCUUCGAGUCUGGAGAACAAGCAGGACUGGAUCAAACACAUCCGGGAGGUGAUCCAGGAGCGAACCGUGCACCUGCGUGGAGCUCUGAAGGAGCCCAUCCACAUCCCGAAAGCCACCACAGCUAAACACAAAGGCAGACAGGACCGAGAGGAACUGGACAGCCAGGGAGACGCCAGCAGCCAACCAGAUACCAUCUCCAUUGCCUCACGUACAUCACAGAACACACUGGACAGUGACAAGCUGUCCGGUGGCUGUGAGUUGACCGUGGUGAUCCAUGACUUUGUGGCGGGUAACGGUGGCAGCAGCGGGGAGCUGACGGUGCGCAGGGGCCAGACCGUGGAGGUCCUGGAGCGACUCCACGAUAAGCCAGACUGGUGCCUGGUGAGGACCACAGACCGCUCUCCGGCCCAGGAGGGGAUCGUACCCUGCGCCAUGCUCUGCAUCGCUCACUCGAGGUCCUCCAUGGAGAUGGAGGGGCUCUUCAACCACAAAGACACCUUGUCCGUAUCCAGUAACGACGCCCUGCAGCCGGGCUCCAGCCAAACCCUGGGCCCCCACAGCUCGCCAGGGCCCAAGCGUCCAGGGAACACUCUGAGGAAGUGGCUGACGAGCCCCGUGCGGCGGCUCAGCUCCGGCAAGGCCGAUGGCCACGUCAAGAAGCUCGCCCACAAGCACAAGAAGAACCGCGAUGGGACCCGGAAGAACAUGGACACGAUUCCCGGCUCGCAGAAGGACUCUGACGACAGCGCAGCCACGCCACAGGACGAGACACUGGAGGACCGUAUGAGAAACGAGGGGCUGAGCAGUGGCACCCUGUCCAAGUCUUCUUCAUCAGGCAUGCAGAGCUGUGGCGAGGAAGAAGGAGAAGAGGGUGCCGACACCGUCCCUCUACCUCCCCCUAUGGCCAUCCAGCAACACAGCCUGCUGCAGCCCGACUCCCAGGACGACAAGGUGGGUGGAUGCUUUAACACACGAGGAGAUCACAUACUGUAAAAAUACUCUCUGUAUCUGAUUUCGACUCUCCCUCUUUUCUUUCUUCAGUCUCUGGAAGAUCGUCCAAGCUCUCUGUCAGUGGAGCAGGGCGACAGCAGCUCCCCCUCGCUCAACCCCUCUGACAACUCCCUCCUCUCCUCCUCCUCGCCCAUCGACGAGUUGGACGAGCGCAAGUCUGGCUUCCUCAAGAGGAGACAUUAUGUGCUUCUGGAGCUGGUGGAGACUGAGAGAGACUAUGUCAGGGACCUGGGAUCAGUGGUGGAGGGCUACAUGAGCAGGAUGAAGGAGGAAGGAGUUCCAGACGACAUGAGAGGAAAAGACAAGAUCGUCUUUGGAAACAUCCAUCAGAUCUAUGACUGGCACAAAGAUUUUUUCUUGGGAGAACUUGAGAGGUGUUUGGAGGAUCCCGACCGUCUGGCUACUCUGUUCGUCAAACAGGAGCGGAGGCUACACAUGUACAUCGUGUACUGUCAGAACAAACCUAAAUCUGAGCACAUCGUGUCAGAGUACAUUGACACUUACUUUGAAGACCUUAAGCAGCGACUUGGCCACAGACUACAGAUCACGGACCUGCUCAUCAAACCUGUUCAGCGCAUAAUGAAGUACCAGCUGCUGCUGAAGGAUCUUCACAAAAUUUCUAAGAAGGCUGGAGUGGACACAUUGGAGCUGGAGAAAGCUGUGGAGGUGAUGUGUGUGGUCCCCAAACGCUGCAAUGACAUGAUGAAUGUUGGUCGCCUUCAAGGCUUCGAUGGUAAGAUUGUGGCUCAGGGCAGAUUGAUCCUCCAGGACACCUUCAUGGUUUCAGACCAGGAUGGAGGACUUCUGUCCAGGAUGAAGGAGAGGAGAGUCUUCCUGUUCGAACAGAUCGUAAUCUUCAGUGAGCCCCUGGACAAAAAGAAGGGCUUCUCUACUCCUGGCUACCUCUUCAAGAACAGCAUCAAGGUGAGCUGGCUGGGUCUAGAGGAAAAUGCAGACGACCCCUGCAAGUUUACGCUUACUUCCAGAUCAUCCAGUGGAAACCUAGAGAGGUACACCCUCCACUCAACGAGCCCUGGAGUCAGUCAAGUCUGGGUCCACCAGGUCAGCCAGAUACUGGAGAACCAGCGCAAUUUCCUCAAUGCUCUGACAUCCCCCAUAGAGUACCAGAGGAACCACGUGGGUGGCGGCGGGCCGGGUGGUCCGCCCAGCAGUAGCAGCAGCACUGGAGGCCUGCCAGGAGGCAGCAGCUCCAACAGUACCUCCAACAUGGGAGGGGGAGGUGGCGGCGGUGGCUCUGGAGGAUCAGGGGGCAGCUCCUCCUCUCUGUGCGGCCCUCGCUCCCGACCCUCCCGCAUCCCCCAGCCAUCCUCACGCCUCCCCCAGCCCGUCCACCAUCACCACCCCCCGGGCCCUGAGGGGCCCGACAGAUCAGCAGGUAUGUGGUCACCCUGCCACCCUCCCCUUCAGUCCCUCCCCUCUAACCCCUUCUCUGACACCACCUCAAACGGGGAGCUGUUAGCCUCAGAGGUCCCUAAGAUGAGGAUGCUGGAUAAUCCUCAUGGAAGUAACAGUAAUAACAGUAACAGGUCAUCAGGCAGCAUGGAGGGCAGACAAGGCCUUGGAGGCUUUGAGGAAACCCAGAAACAUCAAACAGCUGGAAUACCACAAAUGGCCGUGGCUCCUUUGAAUUUGCCCCAAAAGACCCCUCGAAUUGGGACAGUUUCCCCUAUGAUAUCGCCUCAGUCCCCUGGAGGAGGAGUUGGAGGAAAGGAGGCGUUUGUCCCCUCCAGUCCAGCCCAUAAAGGCAAUGUCUUCUGGGCUAUGGUCCCAGCUAUACCUCCCUCUCACACCAGCCGUCCCGGAUCAUUCUCCUACCCUAGUGACGGUGGAGGGGAUUCUCUGGGCAGAGGAAGCCACGGGACGCCCUCUCAUCACCGCCACUCCUCGCACAGUAAGGACAUAGACCGCAUGAGCACCUGCUCCUCCACCAGUGAACAGUCCAUACAGUCCACCCAGAGCAACGGGAGUGAAAGCAGUAGCAGCAGCAGUGUGUCCACCAUGUUGGUGACCCAGGACUACGUGGCAGUGAAGGAGGAUGAGAUCAGUGUGGCGCAGGGUGAAGUUGUCCAAAUGCUAGCCAGCAACCAGCAGAGCAUGUUCCUGGUGUACAGGGCUGCCAACGAGCACUGCCCCGCAGCAGAGGGCUGGAUCCCUGGCUACGUAUUAGGACACACCUCAUCCUCCAUCACCCCCGAGCUCCCUGAAGGAACCAUCAAAAAAUCAUUGUCAUGGCACACAGCGCUCCGUAUCCGCCGAAAAUCUGAGAAAAGAGACAAAGAGGGCAGGAAAAUGGAGAACGGCUACCGCAAGUCUCAGGACAGCCUGGCCAACAAAGUCUCUGUCAAGCUUCUAAAUCCAAACUUCAUCUAUGAUGCUCCUCCAGAGUUCCUUAUCCCUGUUGGAGACGUAGCGUGUGAGAGUGGUGACAGUGUUACUCUGAGUUGUAAAGUGUGUGGUCGACCCCGGGCCACAGUCACCUGGCGGGGACCUGAUAACAGCACACUUAGCAACAAUGGACGCUACAGCAUCACUUAUAGUGAGACAGGAGAGGCAGCCCUGUGUAUUCUUGGAGUGUCUGUUGAGGACAGCGGUGUGUACACGUGUGUUGCCACAAACAUAGCAGGCACUGUCGCCUCUUCCGCCAGCGUCACAGUCUCAGAUAUCCCAGAUGAUGGCAGUGAGGUCCUCUGGAAAGGCAGCUUCGAGUUCCACUACACAGAGAUCACUGAAUUAGGAAGGGGCCGUUUCUCAGUGACCAAGCGGUGCGACCAGAGAGGGAGCAAGCGGACAGUGGCAGCGAAACACAUCAACAAGAAGCUGCUGCGCCGAGAACAGGUGCUGCAGGAGGUCAGACUCCUGCAGAGUCUGGACCAUCCCAACCUGGUCAAACUGCUGGACACAUACGAGACGUUCAGCAGCUUCGUACUUGUACUGGAGAUGGCAGACCAAGGACGUUUCCUGGACUACAUGGUGAGCUGGGGAAACUUGACAGAGGAGAAAGUGGCUCUCUACCUCAGAGAUAUUCUCGAAGCCCUCCACUACCUGCACGGCUGGAGGAUCGCACACCUUGAUCUCAAACCUGAGAACAUUGUGGUGGAACACGCAUCCUCUCAGCCUCUCAUCAAGCUGACCGACUUCGGUGACGCCGCUCAGCUGAGCCCUCCUUCCUCCUACAUCCAUCCUCUCCUGGGGAGCCCAGAGUUCUGUGCUCCUGAGCUGGUCCUGGGUCAGCCUGUGUCACUGACGUCUGACCUCUGGAGCUUAGGGGUGGUGACCUAUGUUAUACUAAGCGGCGCCUCUCCCUUCCUGGAUGAGAGUCUGGAGGAGACUUGUCUAAACAUCUGCCGCCUGGACUUCAGCUUCCCUGAGGACUACUUCCAGGGUGUCAGCCCGGCCGCCAGGGACUUUGUCCGCCUGCUGCUUCAGGGCGAGCCGGAGCGACGGCCCUCUGCGGCGUCCUGCCUUCAAGAUCCGUGGCUCCAGCCUUGCGGUGUGAUGAACAGAGACAUUGGACACAACUUAAAUCACACUCUGCCGCCAUCUCAGAAUCAUCAUUCGGCACAUCUGGACACCUCCAGGCUCAUUUCCUUCAUCGAGAGAAGAAAACACCAGAACGACAUUCGGCCCAUUGGCUCCAUUAAGGCCUUCCUACAGAGCCGCCUGCUUAACCACUAGGUACAUGUGAGAGCAUCACCAUGUGCUGUGCGUGCCCAGGAAACUUCAGUGGAUGAGUCACCUGUUUCAGAUGAGCUGUGUUCAAAAAUAAAUACCUGCUGGAAGGUACACCAGCAACCUGACCACAACGAUUUCCCUUUCCUUCAUGAAGCCACAAACAUCCUGCUGCUGCUGACUGACUUGACUAAUCUGCUGAUUAAACCCUUUGACUGUCCCCACCUGCCCUUAACCCUGGCAUAUUGUCAUUAUGCCUGCACAACAAAUGAACCGUUGGAAUCCAUUUGAGAUUUCGAUCUUAGCAGGGAGAAAAAAAAUUGAGCUUUCUCUUCAAGCCAGCGCUGGCAAGUCUUGCGCUCUGGACAGUGUUAGACAGAGAAAUUAAGAAUACUGUAUAAGAGUAAUUCAGGCUGCUUUCGGUUGAACACAUGAAAGUGUGUUUUGGUUUUUUUUGUAUUGAGAGAUUACUUUUUGUAAAUGAAACCAUGUACAGGGAGGAAACAGAACUGUCUUUAUUCAUACCUUUUGGGAAAACAAAGGUUAGUUAUUACGUUGAAAGAAAACAAGAGAAAUGAGAUGUGCACCCAUCAGCAGGGUCCAUUCACUCUAGAUGAAGACCAAAACCACGAUGAGAAACACAUUGUAGUUACGUCCAAAACUGUCACGCAAAAAAAGCUACUCGGCAAAGCUUUUCUCCGAUUUCUACCUGCAUCCGCCUUAUUUGUAAAUAACAUAUUCCUGCCUUUAGUUCUCAAUUUGAAGUCUCAGAUGAACUUUUUUGUUUGCCCGACAUUAGUGAGCCCAUGCAGUUGGGGGAGAUAAGUCACUCCCUGCGGACCCUUCAGCCGCCCGGGUUUUCUUUACGAACAAAGCGCUACUAGAAAUUGCACUUGUAAUUUGCAUCGACUCCCAUGUGCAAUGUUGCAGCUUUAACGUUUAUGCAACUAUUUAUGAAGACUUGUGUUGUAGCCGUAUUCUUAAAAAAAAAAAAG
Molecule: messenger RNA, 10709 nt
Organism: Paralichthys olivaceus (Japanese flounder)
Lineage: Eukaryota; Metazoa; Chordata; Actinopteri; Pleuronectiformes; Paralichthyidae
Source: RefSeq, a predicted model, not a curated record